Sarcophilus harrisii (Tasmanian devil) is the source of this 4711-nucleotide messenger RNA. It is a transcript of the gene GIPC1, whose product is annotated as GIPC PDZ domain containing family member 1. The transcript has 7 exons. The record is from RefSeq and is a predicted model, not a curated record. NCBI's taxonomy places the organism in Eukaryota, Metazoa, Chordata, Mammalia, Dasyuromorphia, Dasyuridae. Gene Ontology annotation, molecular function: protein binding. The coding region runs from base 260 to 1261 and encodes 333 amino acids.
AGGCUGGACGAGGCGGAGGGAUCCCUCUGGAAUGUGUCCCGCCGACCCCACCCCGACUCUAUAAGAGCGUUGAUUGGUUCAGAGGCCCGAGAGGCGGUCAGCGAUUGGUCUUCCUCAGGACUCAGCCCCGCCCCUCUGUUGGGCGCCGCUGCGGGAGAGGGAGGCCCCGACAGCGGCCGGCUGGAGUUCGCGGAGGGACUAUCCUCUCGCGGAGGCGGCGGCCGCAGAUUUCCUGGGAGCCCUCCCUCCAUCACCUCCCAUGCCUCUGGGACUUGGCCGAAGAAAGAAGGCACCGCCCCUGGUGGAAAAUGAGGAAGCAGAGCCUGGGCGAGGUGGGCUGGGUGUGGGGGAGUCAGGGCCUCUGGGUGGGAGUGGGGGAGGGGGCCCCCACGUGGGUCUACCUCCCCCACCCCCAUCUCUUCGGCCCCGACUGGUAUUCCACACCCAGCUGGCCCAUGGAAGCCCUACUGGUCGAAUAGAAGGCUUCACAAAUGUAAAGGAAUUGUACGGCAAGAUUGCUGAGGCUUUUCGCCUGCCCCCUGCUGAGGUGAUGUUCUGUACUCUCAACACACACAAAGUGGACAUGGAGAAGCUGCUUGGAGGCCAGAUAGGGCUAGAGGACUUCAUCUUUGCCCACGUCAAAGGUCAGCGCAAGGAAGUGGAAGUGUUCAAGUCAGAAGAGGCCCUGGGGCUCACCAUCACAGACAAUGGGGCUGGCUAUGCCUUCAUCAAGAGGAUCAAGGAGGGGAGUGUCAUUGACCGAAUCCAAGUGAUCAGUGUGGGUGACAUGAUAGAAUCCAUCAACGGGCAGAACCUGCUGGGCUGCCGGCACUACGAGGUGGCCAAGAUGCUCAAGGAUUUGCCCCGAGGCCGCACCUUCACCCUCAAGCUUACAGAGCCCAGGAAGGCCUUUGACAUGAUCAGUCAGAGGUCAGCAGGGGCCCGCCCUGGCUCAGGACCCCAACUUGGCACUGGCAGGGGGACCCUUCGCCUCCGUUCCCGGGGUCCAGCUACAGUGGAGGAAUUGCCUUCAGCAUUCGAGGAGAAGGCCAUCGAGAAGGUGGAUGACCUGCUGGAGAGUUACAUGGGCAUCCGGGACACCGAGCUGGCUGCCACCAUGGUAGAGCUGGGCAGGGACAAGCGGAACCCAGAUGAGCUGGCAGAGGCACUAGACGAACGACUAGGUGACUUCGCCUUCCCUGAUGAGUUUGUCUUCGAUGUUUGGGGAGCGAUUGGAGAUGCCAAAGUUGGGCGCUACUAGGACUCAGAUUGGACUGACUCUGAGGAAAUGUGGGACAGAGUUAACGUGAGCCAGGCCAUGGGGCCUUGGAAGCAAAAAGUCUGGGAGACCAGACACCAGGGGCCCCUCCCAGCACCAUCGUUGCUGUUUAGGGGAGAGAGCACUGAAGAGGUCUUUGUCUGGGGGCCUAGAGAGGAAGGAGGGGUUAGAGAGAGGGGCUGAAUCUGGAUCCAGGCCCCCAGGCCCUCACCACCAUUACCACCACUGGAAUCCAACAUUCCCCACACAGCCAGAGUAGGAGGGAGCACGCCUGACCCUCAAUGCUCUCCAUCUAAUCGGUACAGCCCCUCCCUCCUCAGCCUGGCUGGGGUCCCCAGGGAGCCCCCCUCCUUCCUUUCCCACCUACCUCAGUGUCUAGAUUGGGGGAGGGAGAGUUGGUAAACCUCCCCCUUCUUCCCGCCUCGACUUUUCCACAUCAGCUGCCAAACUGGCCCCACUCCUUUCCCUGGGGCGCCCAGCUCUGUUUCAGGGGGGAGGCUGUGACCUCUGCCGGUUUCCCUGACGCAGGGGAGGGGAGUGGUGACCAGGCAGCCACUUUUUCCUCCCCUCUCCCCAGCUCUCACUCCAGCAAUAAGGUCACCAUCACCACUAUGAGUCUCCCCAGCCCUGUUACCUCUGUAUUUGAACUUGACUGCUGUGAACCCAUCCCCUGUCCUAGGACUGACGUCUCUUAGGUGUCCCCAUGGGUCCCCAACUGCCUUUACUGACUUUGAGGGGGUGGGGCAGGCCUUGACUGGGGAUUUUAUAUUUGAGUUAUCUUUAACAUAAAGAGAUCUCUUGAGUGGAGCUGAGCUGCGUGGCCUAAGGGGUGGGGGGCUAAGCUUGAGCUGGGAAAGAAUGUGUAGACUGAAAUCCAUCCCCUCUGUGCCCUAAAUUGAAUUAGGAGACCUUGGCCCAGCCUCCCCUGACUCCACCCGCCCACUGUUCUGCCUGAUUAGCGCCCAGGCCCUCCCUCCAGACUUCUUUGCAAGGGAAGUUUUCAGUUGUCCUGAAAGUCUGCCUGAGUCUUUACUGUGCCACUAGUUCGGUGGUCCUUUGCCCUCUCUGGGCCUUCUUUUCUUCCUGUGCAAGUUGAGGUUGUAUUUCAGUGGUCUCCAAGGUCCCUUUCAGAGUUUCUUCGCACUUCCUGAAGAGGCAACGACCUUGAGCUCACCCUGACCUCUCAAGCCUAUCUGGGACCCUCUGUCUCCAGACACUAGCCCCAUAGCAGGGGCCUUGUCCCAUCAGGAGUAACACAUUUUUGUGUUUCAGUUUAGAAAAUAUUCUCCAAAACAAUCCUCAGAAGGACCCAUGCAGAGAUAACUUUCCCAUUUUAUAGCUGACCUGGGAAGAGGAGGGAGGAGGGAGGAGGUGGGGACUGGAGGUCAUAUCCGUUGAUUCAAUUCAGCAUUCUUAGUAGGAACAUCUUAAGUUCCCAAGUGCGGCCCCUAAAAUGACACAGUUGAAUAGGCUAGAUGGGAUCUGGGGGAAAGAAACCUGAAACCCUCCUCAGGAUGGUCUCUUUGGGCAAGUUCCAGCAUCAGCAUAUACUUGGUGAGUAACUAAGAUUGCUUCCACUUAGCCUCAGUUUCUCCUUCUGUAAGGUGAUGCAGCUGGACUAGUUAGUUCUAACUCUGGGUCCAAAUCCUGUGGUUUCUAGAAGCCUGGCUCUGGGCCUCAGUUUCUUUCCAGGGCAGACAUAUCCUAAAGGCAGUCUUACCAGCCUUUGAGAGGAGAAUCACCAAGCACCCAUGACUGGACCCUGAAGGAACAGAGGGGCUGGAAGCCAGAACCCUGCCCAGGCCCCGGACCCCUCAGGCCUUGGGCCAAGCUGAUGGAGGAAGAUGCAGGGAGACUGAUAUAAACCUGACAUCAUUGUUUUGACAGUCAGCUCUUCAUCCCUGGGGAGGGGGAGGGGAGCCUCAGGGAAAUGGGCAUCCAUUGGUUGGUGGGGGAGAAAUUAGGAAAACCAGUUUUGACCCCUAGAGUUCCAAGUAGGAACAUAAAGUGAAUUGGAGAGGUGGGGGGAAGAACUGGCUGGGUAAAUGGUUCCAUAGCUUCCCCUGGGGAGUGGGGAAGAGAAGUGGUUCUGGAUCUGGGAUGUGUCUCCCAUUUUGUAUCUGGAUGACUCUUGGUCUCAUCAUGCACUACUUUGUCAGAGUAAGGGGGGAGGAGUGUGUGGUCUUAGGGGUCUAGAAUUGCUGAGAAGUAGGAUGGGCUUUAAGAGGGAGGAGAGAGAAGAAGUUGCAGGGAGGCAGGACUCCUGGGUCCCCUCCCUAGCCCACCCCUUGUCCUCAUCCCAGCUUCGGCCUCCUCAGGGAUUACAUGUUCUUGGGGAUCCGCCUCCAGCCUAAGCCUGACAUAAAUAAAAGAAUGAGGGGGAGCUGUCUCCAAUCUAUCCAUUUCUCCCCCCCACCCAUGGAGAGAACAUUGCCUCCUCUCCUCAACUCGUUUCAGAACUUAUGCCCCCCAAGCUGCAUGCCCUCUCUGUUCCUGGCAUCGAUGCACCGUGCCUGGUGUCCCUAUCCUUGAACAGGGUUGGCUCAGCAGCUAGUCCUCCCCAGCAGAGCCUUGUUCACAAGCCAGGAUUCCCUGAAAGUCCUUGCCCAUCCACGAAGUGUUUGGAGCAGAAGAGAGAUUGGCACCAUAGGCAGCGGGACUGGAUUUGGGAUGAAGGAAUGAGUUUGAAUUCUUCCUUAGUUAUAUACUUUGUGACCAUGAGAAGCUCACCUAACUUCUCUGCCCUGAAUCUGCCUGUUGAAAAUGAGAGAUUUGAACUAGAUCAUUUCUGAGAUCCUUCCCAGCUCUAAAGCCCUUAGUGUCACUGAGAAGUCGGGCAACAGGGUAGAACAAGGAGCUGGGAAGGAGUCCUCUCACCUGGGAUGUCCUGCUGCCUGGAGCCCCAGAGGGAGGGCUGCAGUGGGGAGAGAAAAGGGGAAUGUGUAUCUGAGACUCACAUUUUCCAGUGUUUGGAUUUUCUCAGCAUUAUUAUUGUUAUUAAUGAGAAAAGCAUGAGGGCCCCAUGCCUGAGAAUGGGGGGUAAAGAACUAGGGAGGGGUGGAGGAUGGCUCAGUUUCCUCUCAAUUGGGGAAGGGUUGAUUUAGAUGGUCAGCUUUAAACUUGAUUCUGUGAAGCUCUCUAGGUUUUCUUUGUAGGUCUAGUGGAGGGGAGACCAUGGGGACAGAAGGUCAGACCCCCACCCAAUACCCUAAAAGAACAGAUAGGUGGCAGGCAGGGAUGCCUUGAGUGUGGUACAAUAGGAAAAGGACUGGUAUUGGGAACAGUUCAACUACUGAAUAGCUCUAUGGCCACAGGCAAAUCUACGCCCUUGGAGCCUUAGUUUCCCUAUCUGUAAAGCAAGAAUAAUCUUUUCAUUGCCUACCUCACAGGGUUGUUGUGGGGAAAGCAUUUGGUAAACUUCAACCUGCUCUA